AUGAGAUAGACAGAAGUUGAAUAGGUCAAGAAAUUUUAAUUUUUUAAUUUAGAAAACAUUCAAGAUUAGAGAGCUAAGUAUUCAAUUAAUCAUUUAUUUUAUUUUAGUGGUGAUCCUACAGCCCCAACCUUAAAUGAUAUUGGAAUAUCUGAUGGAUGUGGAAUUGGUACCAAAUUAUUCCUCUCAUCUCAAUCCAAAAAUCUUAUAUAUGUGUAUGAAGCCAAUUCCAUUUAAGGAUUCUUCUAACCUCAUAAUGAUUCAUUUAGAAUUAUGAAAUGCACUAAGGAAAGUAGAGAUGUAAUAAUUAAUAAUUGAUUUAUUUAAUAGGGAAAGCUAGUCACAUUUGGUAUUGAUAGUGAAAACAAUUAAAAAAGUAGCUAUGUGAAAUUUUGGGAUCCAAAUACAACUGAUUAUCAAAAUAUGAGUAAAUUUAUUACAAUAAAUUAUUAGAACCUAUUAAAGUUAUCUUAGUAAAUAAAGUUGGUUAACCAUUACAAAAUUUUAAUUGCUUUUGUAUAGCUAAGGACUUAAGUGCAAUGGCAUUUGGUUUAUAAGAUGGAUAAAUAUUGAUUUUUAAAGCUAAAUCUUAAAAUCUAAUGACAAUGGAAUUUAAAGAUUAAGUCAUUUAAACUGAUUAAGAACCUAUUAAAUCUGUACAUCUAAGUAGACAUGAUCAAAAUCUUAAUUUAUUUUGUACUACUGAUUCUAAUAUCAUCUGUUUUUAGAAUAUGCAAAAUAGAAAAAAGUUCUCAAUACCAGCUGGAGCUCUAUUUGAUUUGACAGCUAAAGGAACUUUAAUAGGAUGUCCAAAGGAUGAUACAUCAACUAUAGUUGAAUAUAGUGAUACUAAAAAGGAAGCUACUUGGAAUGUAGAUGGUGAUAAAAUUGAGAUUAGAUUUUUCAAAUAAAAUUACUUAAUAAUGUUGAUUUCACCUAGAUAAGAUAAAGAAUAAGUAGAUUAAUCUGUUUAAUUAACUAUAUUUGACCUUUUAAAUAAUUAUAUUGCAUAUUAUAAGAAAUUUGAAAAGAUUUAAAGAUUUAUUCCAGUUGGUGAUUAUCUAUAUGUUAUUACACAAAACAAUAGAGGUGAGAAAAACUUAAUUAGAUUAACAGAAAAAGAGAAUACUCAUAAAAUUGAAAUCUUUUUUAAAAAUAAUUAUUUUGAUGUUAUGUAUAGAUUUGCUAGUAAUUAAUCAUCUGAUAAAACUCUAUUAGCUGAAAUAAGUAGAUUACAUGGUGAUCAUUUAUAUGAUUAACAUGAUUUUUAAGGUGCAAUAAAAUAAUAUAUCAAUACAGCAGGUAUUUUAGAACCUUCAUAUGUAAUUGGAAAGUUUUUAGAUGUUUCACAUGUUGACUUUUUAAUUUAAUAUUUAGCAGCAUUGCAUCAUGAAAAGUAAGCAGACAAAAAUCAUACAGCUUUGUUAUUGAAUUGUUAUGUAAAAUAGAAAUAAAUAACUAAACUUGAAGAAUUUCUUAAGGAAUCUAGUUUUGAUUCAGAUCUAUUUGAUAUUGAUACUGCUAUUAAAGAAUGCAGAUAAUUAGGUCAUAUAGAUUUGGCUCUUAGAUUAGCAAAAUCUAGAUAAAAAAAUGAAGCUUAUCUUAGUAUACUCAUAGAAACAAAUAAAGAUUAAAAUAAUAAAGAAUAGAAUAGAUAAGAUUGUAAGAGUGCUUUAAUGUAUAUAAAAGAUGAGAUCUAAUUGGAUGAAAAAGUAUAUAUUAUUAUAAAUUAAUUAGGCAUAAUAUUUGAAAGAGUUUGGACAAUAAUUAAUGAAGGCUGAACCAGAAUUAUGUCUUGAAAUCAUAUAAAAUUUAGUUUUGCUUAUUAGUAUGGUAUAAAAUUUGAAGAAAAGAGUAGACACACAAAAAGGGAUUGAAUCAAUUAGUAUUUUGACUCCUGAAGAAUUGAAAGUAUGGAGAUAUUUCAAUUUAUCAGAUGAGGAAAUUAAAAAAGUAUUUUCUAUUACAUUUGGUAAACCAGAUGAAUUUUUACAUUUAUUUGUUGUUAAUGAUGAAUAUUUAGAAAGUUAUUUGAAAUUUUUAAUUGAAAAUUGUAAGACUUUACCAAAUGAAAAAGCCAUAUUUCAUAGAUAUUUUGAAUAUCAUUUAGAAAAAUAUUAAUUAUAUUAUAAAGAUGAGAGUAAAAUUGCUAUUAGAGAUACAUAAUUAUAAAGUAAAGAAUAAGGAAUUAUGAAAUUAUUGGAAAACUAAGAGAAUGAAAAGAAAUAUGAUAAAAAUCAUUUAUUAGUAUUGUUCAAAAUGUACAAUUUUGUUCCAGGUAUUAUUUUUUUAUUGAAAAAAUUAUAAAUGAGAGAGGAAUUAUUAAAUUUUUAUAUAAGUUUGAAAGAGAAUAAUUAAAUUAUUAAUUUAUGUAGUGAUUAUGGUAGAGAAGAAACAAAUCUUUGGAUAUAAGCAUUAAAAUAUUUUGCUAAACCUGAGAAUGGUGCAGAAAAUUAUAUUGAAAAAGUUUUAGUUUUAGUGAGUAGUUUAGAAAAUCUUUCACCUUUACUUAUUUUAAAUAUCUUAUCUAAAAAUAAAAAUGUUAAUUUUAAAUUAGUCAAGAAUUAUUUCACUAAUAAAAUAUCAAAAGAUAAAAAAUAAAUUGAUGAUUGUCAAAAAGUUGUUAAAGAAAAAAUGAAGAAAGCUGCUGAUUUAAGAGCUGAAUAUAAAAAAUUAAAAACAUAAGCUAAAGUAUUCCAAUCAACUAAAUGUAAUUGUUGUGAUGCCAUAUUGAGUUUACCUUCUUAUCAUUUCCUUUGUGGUCAUUCUUAUCAUGAACAUUGCAUUCAUACGUAUAAAAAUAUUUAUAGUAUAUUUCUAGUGAAAGAGCAUGUCUCCUAUGUCCAUAAGAUACAUAGAUGUUUUUCAAAAGAAAAUAAGAAUUUAUUGAAGCAUCAAAGGAAACAAAACCAUUCAAAGAAAAACUAUAUGCAGCAGCAGAUAAAUUUGAUGUUAUAUGUGAAUAUCUAGGAUAGGGUAUAAUUUCAAAUUAAAAGGCUGAUUGA
Paramecium pentaurelia is the source of this 3002-nucleotide messenger RNA. Lineage: Eukaryota; Ciliophora; Oligohymenophorea; Peniculida; Parameciidae. The record is from the annotation of a GenBank genome assembly.